AUGGAUAACAACCGACAAAGAAACGCGUAUGGCAACUACAUAAACAUGUACCCGCCAGGUCACGAGCCAAGUAAGAAUACACCAUAUCCGGUUGAUGAUCUGCCCCAGAAUCAUGUUGCAGAUACGAAUAUUCCAUACCAAAUGUAUGAGAAAGAUACAAGACAAAGCUCCCAGUCAACGGUAACGACGCCAGUAUCACGACAACCACCACCGGCGCAGCAAGUCAGCAUACCCAAAGUGGAUAACCCGCCUAGCAGUGCUAAGAGUGAACGGGAUCUUUCAAAUUACUCUUCCGAGGCUGUCGCGUUUUAUGAAGCAUAUGACAGAACCGUCAAGGACGCAAACAAGUUUACGAAGGAUAUCCAGUUGAAAUGGUGCGAGACACUGUUGCAAUAUGCGUUCAAGCCCACUUUCUUAAUCAGAUACAAUAUCAAUGCUGAAAAGUUGAAACGGGAUUUAACUGAGACCGAAAUGCUACAGAAUAAAAGGACCAUUUUAGAGCAUGCGUUACGCGUGUUAACGAAACUAACUCAGUUAAACUAUUCACCAGCGAUCUACCUAUUAGGGACACUUUAUUCCCACCACCCUUACGUAGAUAUUCCAAGGCCCAUGGAUAUCGUGUCUAAGAAUGAUGCAAAAGCUCUAGACUACUAUCGCAGAGCAGCCGAUAUGGGUCAUAAGGAUGCCAUGUAUCGGACCAGUGUCAGCUACGAGUACGGACGUGGAGUAGAUUACACAACUGUGAGUGAAUACGAAGCUUUAAAGAUUUCACAGAAGUACUAUGAAAUGGCAGCUUUGACCAAUGGACAUUCUGUAUCCAUGUACAAGCUCGGGAUGUUCUAUUUGAAAGGACUGAGAACGAAAUCUGGUGAAAUCGUUAUCAAAAGAGACCCUGUACAAGCUUUAUACUGGUUUAGAAUGGCUACCAAGGAGAUCGAAAUCCCACGAGACGAUAAGGCUCAUGUAGAACUGGAAUCAGUAUCGCCACAAGCGAUGGUUGAGUUGGGUAAGAUUUACGGAUUUGAAGAGUUAGACGAAUCCGUUAGACAAGAGCUUCUGAGAAACGGAAUCACUCAAGAUAAGGAAAAAUCGAUCAAAUACUAUUAUAGAUGCGCCCAUGACUUCGAUUAUUCUCAAGCCCAAUACAAAUUGGGUCAUUUUUAUGAAUUUGGGGAGAUGGGACUACCUGUAAUACCCAAGAAGUCCAUUGCAUGGUACGCAAAGAGUUCCAUGAACAAGACCAAACCAAACCCGUUAGCCAUGGUAGCACUUAGUGGCUGGUACCUUACCGGUGCUGAGGGGAUAUUGAAACCGAACGACGUAGAGGCCUUCAAGUGGGUGUCACGUGCUUCGAAAUUAUCUGACGGGAAAUUACCAAGAGCAGAGUAUGCAUUAGCAUUUUACUUGGAGAAAGGCCUUGGAUGUCAGCCAAACAUACAAGAGGCCAAGGUACACCACGAAACUGCUGCUCGUCUUGGCCAUCCGAAAGCCAUCGAGGCCUUGAGGAAAAUGUGA
Messenger RNA from Kluyveromyces lactis, 1515 nucleotides. RefSeq names its product Ack1p (gene ACK1). Lineage: Eukaryota; Fungi; Ascomycota; Saccharomycetes; Saccharomycetales; Saccharomycetaceae. The coding region runs from base 1 to 1515 and encodes 504 amino acids. The transcript has a single exon. The record is from RefSeq and is a predicted model, not a curated record. Gene Ontology annotation, molecular function: protein binding.